This is a messenger RNA of Telopea speciosissima, 520 nucleotides long. Its product is annotated as probable WRKY transcription factor 70. The record is from RefSeq and is a predicted model, not a curated record. Gene Ontology annotation, biological process: regulation of DNA-templated transcription. The transcript has 2 exons. NCBI's taxonomy places the organism in Eukaryota, Viridiplantae, Streptophyta, Magnoliopsida, Proteales, Proteaceae. Gene Ontology annotation, molecular function: DNA-binding transcription factor activity; sequence-specific DNA binding. The coding region runs from base 14 to 520 and encodes 168 amino acids.
GAUUUGUAGAAACAUGCAAGAAACAUGGACGAGAAUUACGUCUGUGCCCUUUGAAGACGGUUACGGUUGGCGAAAAUAUGGGCAAAAAGAGAUCCUCAAUGCCAAACAUCUAAGGUGCUACUUCAGAUGCACCAACAGAUUUGAUCAAGGUUGUCAAGCAACCAAACAAGUUCAAAGAACAGAAGAUGAGAAACCAACAUUCUGGAACAAAUACAUAGGCCACAAUACUUGCCAAGAUAUCCUCAAGGCCUCAUUGGGCAUGGAUUCUACAGCUGAUGAAAAGGGUUUUCUACUCAACUUUGAAUCAAACACCACAACCAAACAAGACCCUCUUUUCUUCUUAUCCUUCCCCUCAACCAAGGAAGAACACAAGAAAUCCUGCAGUCCCUCAAUAGAACAACAAGAAUACAACCCAUCCUCAAGAGGCAGCAGCAGCUCUUCCAGCAGCUUCGACAUGGAUAUAGAUCUGAUGGAUUCUGUUUAUCUCAAUGAUGUAUUCUAUGAUGAAGAUAUAUUUUAG